Glossina fuscipes is the source of this 2209-nucleotide messenger RNA. It is a transcript of the gene Gld, whose product is annotated as glucose dehydrogenase [FAD, quinone]. Bases 1 to 1833 code for a protein of 610 amino acids. The record is from RefSeq and is a predicted model, not a curated record. NCBI's taxonomy places the organism in Eukaryota, Metazoa, Arthropoda, Insecta, Diptera, Glossinidae. The transcript has 5 exons. Gene Ontology annotation, molecular function: oxidoreductase activity, acting on CH-OH group of donors; flavin adenine dinucleotide binding.
AUGUCCAGUGGCAAAUGUGAUUGUUUGGUGGGGGUGCCUACGGGUCCGACAUUGGCCUCAACAUGCGGCGGCAAUGCAUUCAUGUUAUUUAUGGGCCUAUUGGAAGUGUUUGUACGCUCGCAAUGUGAUCUUGAAGAUCCUUGUGGUCGCGCUAGUUCAAGGUUUCGCUCAGAACCAGAUUAUGAAUACGAUUUUAUUGUAGUUGGCGGCGGUUCGGCUGGUUCGGUGGUAGCUUCGCGUUUAUCCGAAAUACCGCAAUGGAAGGUUUUACUAAUCGAAGCCGGUGGCGAUGAACCGGUAGGUGCUCAAAUACCCUCUAUGUUCCUAAAUUUCAUAGGUAGCGACAUUGAUUGGCGUUACAAUACCGAACCGGAGAAAAUGGCUUGCCUCUCGGCUGAAGAGCAACGUUGCUACUGGCCACGAGGCAAAGUGCUUGGCGGUACAUCAGUCUUAAAUGGGAUGAUGUAUAUACGCGGUAAUCCCGAAGACUAUGACGAUUGGUCGGCCAUGGGUAAUCCGGGCUGGAGUUAUAAAGAAGUGUUGCCGUUCUUUAUGAAAUCGGAAGACAAUCAGCAAUUGAAUGAAGUCGGCACCGAAUAUCAUGCUAAAGGUGGCCUAAUGCCUGUAUCACGAUUUCCUUACAAUCCUCCCCUAUCCUAUGCUAUUUUAAAGGGCGGUGAAGAGAUGGGAUAUUCGGUACAUGAUUUGAACGGUCGCAAUACAACGGGAUUUAUGAUAGCUCAGAUGACCUCACGAAACGGUAUACGUUGGAGUUCGGCCCGUUCCUUUUUGCGGCCCGCGCGACACCGUAACAAUUUACAUAUUUUAUUAAACACAACAGUAACUAAGGUCCUAAUACAGCCGAAUACCAAGACAGUAUUGGGCGUAGAAGUAAUCGACCAAUACGGUAGUAUGCGUAAAAUUUUGGUUAAAAAAGAGGUAAUAGUAAGCGGUGGUGCAGUAAACUCGCCACAAAUUCUUCUCUUAAGUGGUGUAGGUCCUAAGGAAGAUUUAAAAAAGGUGGGCGUGAGGUCUGUGCAUGAUUUACCGGGAGUGGGUAAAAAUCUCCAUAAUCACGUGGCAUAUUUUACCAACUUUUUCAUCGAUGAUGCCGAUACCGCUCCUUUGAAUUGGGCGACUGCUAUGGAAUAUUUACUAUUCCGUGACGGUCUAAUGUCCGGUACAGGAGUUUCUGAUGUCACCGCUAAGAUGACUACUCGCUAUGCCGACCGACCGGGUGUACCCGAUAUUCAAUAUUAUUUUGGUGGUUAUUUAGCAAGCUGUGCACGCACAGGCCAAGUUGGAGAGCUUUUAUCAAAUAAUUCGCGUAGUGUGCAAAUAUUCCCGGCAGUCUUAAAUCCCAAAUCCCGAGGUUAUAUAACAUUGGCUUCAUCGGAUCCUUUGGAUCCACCCAAAAUUGUGGCCAAUUAUUUAACCGAUGAAAGGGAUGUUAAGGUUUUAAUAGAAGGCAUUAAAUUUGCCAUUAAAUUAUCUCAGACGUCACCUUUAAGGCAGUACGGUAUGCGUUUGGAUAGAACGGUGGCCGAGGGUUGUGAAUCUUUUACAUUUGGAACCGAGGCGUAUUGGGAGUGUGCUGUACGUCAAAACACGGGACCAGAAAAUCAUCAGGCAGGCUCAUGUAAAAUGGGACCGGGCCAUGAUCCCAUGGCUGUAGUAGAUCAUGAGCUAAGAGUUCACGGUAUACGCGGCCUCAGAGUAAUGGAUACCAGCAUAAUGCCUAAGGUUACGGCUGGUAACACUCAUGCCCCUGCCGUGAUGAUAGCCGAAAGAGGUUCCUAUUUGGUGAAAAGAGCCUGGGGUGGUAAAGUUUGACGUUUGGAUGCAACGUGGACAUUGCAUAGAGUUAUUUAAGACAAAAAUCCAUUUUGCAAAGAAUAAAUUAUUAAAAAAAAUUAGUUUAAAAUUAUUUUAAAAAAAUUAAGUAAAUUUUAAAACAAAUUUUAUUUACAGAUUAAUAUUACAUGUAAUAAGCCCGUGGAGACUUUUUUCAUCCUCCCAUCCUAUUAACUAAAUACUCAUUGCUCUAAGUUCCCGUUGCAUUACCUAAUAACCUAACAAUAAAUAAAAUACUCUUUGCUUUAAGCAAAAACGUCUCAAUCAUCACCGAAACGCAAGCUGAAAUAUUAAUUUUCUUCUUUUUUUUUCAUUUUUUCUUUCUAAUUAAUGUUUAAUUAAAAAACUCUUUUCU